Molecule: messenger RNA, 777 nt
Organism: Verticillium dahliae VdLs.17
Lineage: Eukaryota; Fungi; Ascomycota; Sordariomycetes; Glomerellales; Plectosphaerellaceae
Exons: 2
Coding region: 1-777 (258 amino acids)
Biological process (GO): chromosome segregation
Cellular component (GO): Ndc80 complex
Source: RefSeq, a predicted model, not a curated record
AUGGCCUCUGCGUUCGAGCCCUCCAUGUCGUCCAGCCUUUCGAGGCCGCCGCCCAUGGCCACAGGCCCCUCGAUCGCCGACACGCUGCCCAACAUCAACUUUGGCUUUGACGACCUGCGCGAUCGCAUGGCCAAGUUCACCGUCAAGUUCGACGCCUUUAUAGAGCAAGGCCGCAAACGUGUGCUCGAGGAGAGGAACCAAUUUCACAUGAACAUUGCCGAGCUACAAGAGGACCAGCGCAUGAAGAAGAAGGACAUUGAAAUCCUCCAGCUCAAGAUGAGCACACAUCAGCAGACGGUCGAGAAGGAAGAUGCCGAAAAGCGCGAGAUGCAGGCGGCCAUCGCGCAGCUCGCCGACGAGCGCGACCGCCACACCGCGCACCGCAACGCGCUGAAGAAGCAGAUCGCGGCGACGCAAAAGGAGAUUGACGCGCGCUUGGCGGCGCAGCAGGCGUAUGCGCAGCAGCUCGAGGCGCAGUCGCGGUUCAACGUGCCGGAGCUCGAGUUUUGGCAGCAGAACUUGGGGUUGCGGAUCGAGGGGGCGGGCCACGACGACCGCCUCAAGUUUGUGUACACAUGCAUCGACGAGAAGGACUGGGACCGCGAGGCGUGGUUCGAGCUGAGCACGGCGAGCCGGGACUAUGAUGUCAAGCACUGCCGACCCAAACUGGAGAGGGAAAGGGUCGAGCGUGUGCUCGACAGGGUCAACGAGACGCGGGAGCUGUCGGCACUAUUGAAGGGGAUGAGGGAGCUGUUUGUGGAGGCGAUGAAGGGGUAG